AUUUCUGUUUGUGUCACUUCAAAUGGCGCAGUUACGCAUGAUUCUUCUAAUGGGGAUUUUGAUCUUCUUCGUUUCUCAGGUUUCAACUGAGAUACAGAGUAAGACUGUAAGUGGAGCAAACCGAAGGCUGAUGGAAGAGGUAGAUUGUGAUGGGUUAUGUUUAACAAGGUGCAGUCUGCAUUCAAGACCAAAUGUGUGCACAAGAGCAUGCGGGACAUGUUGCGUGAGGUGCAAAUGUGUACCACCGGGUACAUUUGGAAAUAGAGAAGUUUGUGGAACAUGUUACACUGACAUGACUACCCAUGGUAAUAAGACCAAAUGCCCUUGAUGAUGCCAUAUCGUGUGUUGUUGUUCAUGGGUAACUGGCCUUAUUUUGUUACUCAACCAGUAGAAGACU
This is a messenger RNA of Papaver somniferum (opium poppy), 397 nucleotides long. RefSeq names its product snakin-2-like. The transcript has 2 exons. Bases 23 to 328 code for a protein of 101 amino acids. NCBI's taxonomy places the organism in Eukaryota, Viridiplantae, Streptophyta, Magnoliopsida, Ranunculales, Papaveraceae. The record is from RefSeq and is a predicted model, not a curated record.